This is a messenger RNA of Hipposideros armiger (great roundleaf bat), 1244 nucleotides long. It is a transcript of the gene ATG101, whose product is annotated as autophagy related 101. The transcript is spliced from 4 exons. The record is from RefSeq and is a predicted model, not a curated record. Gene Ontology annotation, molecular function: protein kinase binding. Gene Ontology annotation, biological process: autophagosome assembly; autophagy. Lineage: Eukaryota; Metazoa; Chordata; Mammalia; Chiroptera; Hipposideridae. Bases 291 to 947 code for a protein of 218 amino acids. Gene Ontology annotation, cellular component: Atg1/ULK1 kinase complex; phagophore assembly site.
GACACGGACUUCCGGGGCCGGCAUUGUAUCCUGCCCUGGUGGUCGGCCGUGGGCAGCGUGGUUGGUGGGUCCCGGACUCGGGCUUAAGAAGUCCAUCUCUUGAACUCGAUCGCCUGCGCGGAGCUUGGGGAGGACCUGCAGAAAUCGUCCCUGGACGUGAGGAGGAGGAAGAUGAUCGGAGCCUGAGCGACCCGCUUUCAGCCUCUACCCGUAAGGGCAGCCCCUGGGUGGGGUGAAGCGCCCCUGUCUCUAUCCUGUUUGCUACCCCUGUGUGGGCCACUGACUGCAGGAUGAACUGUCGCUCCGAGGUGCUGGAGGUGUCGGUGGAGGGGCGGCAGGUGGAGGAGGCCAUGCUGGCCAUCCUGCACACGGUGCUUCUGCACCGAAGCACGGGCAAGUUCCACUACAAGAAGGAGGGCACCUACUCCAUUGGCACCGUGGGCACCCAGGAUGUUGACUGUGACUUCAUCGACUUCACCUACGUGCGUGUCUCCUCUGAGGAGCUGGACCGUGCCCUACGCAAGGUUGUUGGAGAAUUCAAGGAUGCACUGCGCACCUCUGGUGGCGAUGGGCUGGGGCAGAUGUCCUUGGAGUUCUACCAGAAGAAGAAGUCUCGCUGGCCUUUUUCAGAUGAGUGCAUCCCCUGGGAAGUGUGGACAGUCAAAGUGCAUGUGGUAGCCCUGGCCACAGAGCAGGAGCGGCAGAUCUGCCGAGAGAAGGUGGGUGAGAAGCUCUGUGAGAAGAUCAUCAACAUUGUGGAGGUGAUGAACCGGCAUGAGUACCUGCCGAAGAUGCCCACACAGUCAGAGGUGGACAACGUGUUUGACACAGGCUUGCGGGACGUGCAGCCCUACCUCUACAAGAUCUCCUUCCAAAUCACUGACGCCCUGGGCACCUCGGUCACAACCACCAUGCGCAGGCUCAUCAAAGACACGCUGGCCCUCUAGGCCUUGCUGUGGCAUUGGGUGCUCCUUGGUGGCUCGCAGACCUUGGCUUUCGGGGAUUGUACUUUUAGGCCCUUGGGGCUCUGGAACCUGCUCCAGGUCCUUGAUGAGACUUGGAAGGGCCAUCCCCUGACUUCCUUGAUGUGUGGUUGCCAGUCUAGUCAUUCUCGUAACCGUCACUGACGGUCAAGUCUGGCCUACAUGAUCUUACCACACCCCUGGUGGGGUCCCCCUUCUCCACUGUACAGAAGUGCCAUCGCUAGGAUGGUGAAUAAAGUUAAGAAUGUUAGUUUGGGUUGA